AUGAGGUUGAGCGUAGUACGGUCAUUUGUCUCGAUUGUUGCUAUCCUUUCGUGCAUGUGCAUGCCUCUGUUGCACAAAGCUUCUCAAAUAGUAGCCACCACCGUACUAGGUGCAAACGAGACUGAUCACCUAGCCUUGCUUUCCAUCAAGGCUCAAAUAACUCAUGAUCCAAUGCUAGUCACAAGCUCAUGGAAUGAUUCUCUCCAUUUCUGCCAGUGGGAAGGUGUUUUAUGUGGCCAUCGCCAUCGGAGGGUCAUUGCCUUGAGUUUAGAGUCCCGUAAUUUAGUAGGUUCUAUAUCUCCUUCCAUUGGAAACCUUAGUUUCCUUAGAACUGCUAAUCUCUCAAACAACAGCUUUCAAGGUGAAAUUCCUCAUGAAAUGGGUCGGUUAUUCAGGCUGCAAGUUCUGGUAUUGACCAAUAACUUGUUGGAAGGACGAAUUCCGGCGAACCUUUCAAACUGCAAUGACUUGAGGAGUCUUCAUUUAGGCAACAACAAGUUUAUAGGAAACCUUCCUAAAGAGCUUGGUUCCUUAUCCCAAUUGGUGCUACUUUAUAUUGAUUCCAACAAUUUGACAGGGGCAAUCCCAACUAUUUAUGCAAACCUUUCAUCUCUUGAACGUUUCUUGGCUCAUUUGAAUAUGUUAGAGGGAAGUAUUCCGGAAUCCCUAGGCGGCCUGAAAAGCUUAACAUAUCUUUCAUUCUUCUCAAAUAAACUAUCAGGUGUGAUUCCUUUAUCUAUCUAUAAUAUCUCGUCAUUGAUUGCUUUGGAGGCACCAAGUAAUUUACUUGAAGGAAGUCUUCCUCAAAAUUUAGGCCUCACUUUGCCAAAUGUUGAAGUGAUUAAUAUUUGGGGAAACCAAUUUGGUGGCUCGAUUCCACUUUCAAUAUCAAAUGCUUCAAACCUAAAAUACCUUGACCUAUCGCUUAACAAAUUUUCUCCUGGAGUGGCUAUUAAUUUUGGAAACCUAAAGAAUCUCUCUUGGUUGAGUUUAGAUAAGAGUGGUUUGGGAACUGGGCAUGCCAAUGACCUUAAUUUCUUAACUACUUUAGCCAAUUGUAGCAAAUUGAGAGUGUUGCAAUUACAGGAAAAUAAUUUUGGAGGUGUUUUACCGAAUUCUUUAGCUAACUUCUCGACAAAACUUGAGCAUUUAUCAGUGGCAGCAAACAAGAUAUCUGGAAACGUUCUAGCAGAUAUUGGAAAUCUUGUGAGCCUAAAUGCUCUAGCUAUGGACGAGAAUCAAUUGAUAGGAAGUAUUCCGACCUCUAUUGGUAAACUUGUUAAGCUUCAAGACUUGGGUUUUAGUGAAAACAAAUUGUCUGGGGAAAUCCCUUCCUCUAUUGGAAAUUUAACACUAUUGAACCGGCUUUGGUUAGAAGAAAAUUAUUUUCAGGGAAACAUACCUUCAAGUCUUGGAAAUUGCCAAGGUUUGAUACUGUUGCAUCUUUAUGGUAAUGGUUUGUUUGGUAGCAUACCCCGAGAAGUAAUUGGUCUCUCGUCUUUGGCAAUAUCUCUUGACUUGUCUCGAAACUGUCUAACUGGUCCUAUCCCUGUGGAAGUCGGUAACUUGAAAAAUCUUGUUGAACUAAAUCUUUCUCAUAACAAGUUAUCUGGUGGAAUUCCUAGCAGCCUUGGUAGUUGCACUUCUUUGGAACGUCUUUAUUUGGACAACAAUUCAUUUGGAGGAACCUUUCCACAAUCGUUGAGUUCUCUAAAGGCCAUUGAAGAAUUAAGUCUCUCACACAAUAACCUAUCGGGUGAAAUUCCCAAAUUUUUAGAAAGCUUUCCCUUUUUGAGGAAUUUAAACCUUUCUUUCAAUAAUCUUGAGGGAGAGGUACCAGUAGGGGGAGUGUUCCUGAAUGCAACUGCAAUUUCAGUGUCAGGAAAUAACAAGCUUUGUGGGGGUAUACCUGCAUUACAGUUUUCGGCUUGUGCUUCUAAAAAACCAAGAAAGUUAAUUAUUCCCAUAGUUUAUGGGGUUUUGGGUAUCAUUUUGGCAUCAUCUAUUCUAAUCCUUUGUUGGCUUAGAAAAACGAGAAAGCAGUCUUGUGUGCCAUCUUCUUUGAUAGAUUCUUCUUUGAAAAUAUCAUAUGGAAAUCUUCUCAAAGCGACAAAUGGGUUCUCUUUAACUAACUUGAUUGGUACAGGAAGCUUUGGUUUAGUAUACAAAGGAAUUCUCCAUCCAAAUGAAAUGGCUAUCGCGGUGAAGGUACUUGACCAACAAAACAGAGAAGCUUCAAAGAGUUUUGUGGCCGAAUGCAAAACUCUUAGAAACAUCAGGCAUCGAAACCUCGUCAAAAUUAUCAGUGUUUGUGCAAGUGUUGAUUUCCAAGGUAAUGACUUCAAAGCCCUAAUAUAUGAGUUCAUGGAAAAUGGGAGUCUUGAAAGUUGGUUGCAUCCAGUUCCACAAGCAGGUGGUGCUGGUGCCCAUGAGCAGCCGAAAAGUUUAAGCCUUUUUCAACGAUUAGGCAUAGCGAUUGAUGUGGCUUAUGCUUUGGAUUAUCUUCACAACCAUUGUCACAUCCCAGUCAUACAUUGUGAUAUAAAGCCAAGCAACAUUCUUCUUAAUAAUGACAUGACUGCCCAUAUCGGUGAUUUUGGUUUAGCAAGGUUCCUACAACAUUGCAACAAUGAAAUUUCUCAGAGCCAAACCAGCUCUGUUGGUAUCAAAGGAACUAUUGGAUAUAUAGCACCAGAAUAUGGCAUGGGGAGUCAAGUGUCCAUCGAUGGUGAUGUAUAUAGCUAUGGGAUCCUCUUGUUAGAAUUGUUCACGGGAAAAAGACCAACUGAUGACAUGUUUAAAGAUGGCUUGACCCUUCACAAAUUAGCCUCGACAGCUUUGUCAGAAAGAGUAAUGGAGAUUGUUGAUCGGAAACUUGUAUCAGUUGCAGACGGGGAGGAAGCAACCAACAUAAAUUCCAGAAAACAAAUAGGAAAAGGAAAAUUCCAUGAGUGCUUAAUUCUGAUACUCAGGAUUGGAGUCACAUGCUCCGAGGAAUCACCAAGAGAACGAAUGGCCAUUGUUGAGGCGAUUAAGGAACUACAUUUAGUUAAGGACAUGUUACUUGGGAGAAGGAUUUCAAGCAAUGUGCGAACUGCUCAAAAUGGAUAA
This is a messenger RNA of Camellia sinensis, 3111 nucleotides long. The record is from RefSeq and is a predicted model, not a curated record. NCBI's taxonomy places the organism in Eukaryota, Viridiplantae, Streptophyta, Magnoliopsida, Ericales, Theaceae.